Molecule: messenger RNA, 1577 nt
Organism: Pelagomonas calceolata
Lineage: Eukaryota; Pelagophyceae; Pelagomonadales; Pelagomonadaceae
Source: the annotation of a GenBank genome assembly
CCCCGCCAGAUUCGCUGGCGACAGCCGCCAGCCAGCCCCUUGCGCCUCGGCCAACCGCGAUUCCUGUCACCCAGUUCCUGACCAGUGCCCAGCCACAGAGCUGUCGGCCAGCAGAAACAUGCCGCGCCUCCACGCCGCCGUCGCGGCCCUCCUCCUCCUCGCGGCGGCCGGCAAGGACCCCCGCGAAUUAACGUUAGAGCUCCUCAGCUCUCGUGAAAGCUGGUCAGGAAUGAAAAUGGUGAGCCGGUCGGGCGCGCGCUACGAGUGCUCGGCCGGCGAGGCGCGCCUGGCCAGUCAAGUAGCUCAGAAAACACCGGACAAGAAGCCCGAGACCCUCACCACCUUACUCUCAGCUCUAGACGGCCAGUGCGCCAAAUUAAGUCAAGGCUGGUGGACGUACGAGUGGUGCCACCGGCGGCACGUGCGGCAGUUCCACGCGCAGGGGUCUAAAAUAGAUCCGGACUGGUCGCUGGGCGGCUAUUCCCGCACCGUGGUGAAGGGCAACCUUGGUCCACAAGACGCACCGGCCGAUCCGGCCCUGGCGCGCGACGUGUUCGACCAGAAGGGCCAGAUCUGCCACGAGACCAACACUUUGAGACAGACAAACGUCACGUUCAAGUGCUGCGAGCCCGACAAACGAAGGCGUCAUAGGACGUACCUGGUGAGCGUCGACGAGACGUCUUUAUGUAAUUAUGAGGUUGUCGUCUGUUCACCUUCGUUGUGUACGCAACCAGAACCACAGAAGAGGAACGCCUCUGCGUCUGAGUUACUAAAAGCUCUGGAUGGCACGUGUUUGCAGCGCCACGAGGGCUGGUGGUCGUUCGAGCUGUGCUACGGGACGCAUGCGCGCCAGUUCCACGUCGAGACCGUCGAAGCUUCUGACGGCCGGAAGAAGGCCAAGGUCGCCGCCGAGUUCUCGCUUGGGGAUAGGAUGGAAAAAAGGCGGAAACCGUCUACAAGUGACGUGGUCGUGGUCGAGGGCGACGAGCCGCGCGUCGAGGUUACUUAUGAAGGUGGUACAGCGUGUGAUGUCGAUGUGGAAGGUGAUGGUGUGAUCAGGAAGCGGUCGACGACGGCGCGGCUCGUUUGCGGCGAGACGAAUGCACUUGUAAGCAUCGUCGAAGACCGGACGUGCCACUACUUAUUCAAGGUGACCACGCCCGUGCUCUGCGGCCAUGCGGCUUUUGUCAAAGAUGAACCGACGCGACCCGUGACUUGCGUCGCGCUGGACCCUGUGGAGGACAGUGAAGAAGAAGAAGUCGAGGAGGAGGACUACUACGACUAUGAGGAUGAUGACGACGAGGAGGAUGAAGAAGAUGAGGAGGACGAGGACCUGCCGGCUGUGCGCGGGCCGCCCGGCCUCAAGGUCGGGGCGAAGAUCGCCGCGCGGUGGAAAGGAGGUUUAGUUUACUACCCGGGCCGCGUCGUCUCGGAUCAUGGGGACGGGUCGUAUGAUAUCGACUACGACGACGGGGACACGGAGGACAACGUGCCGGCCGCGUUGAUAAAGCUGCAGCGCGGGGAGGAAUUGUAAGACUUGUGAUAUAUCUUCUUCUUUCUUAGAUAGCACACAGGGG